This is a messenger RNA of Thrips palmi, 444 nucleotides long. Its product is annotated as endocuticle structural glycoprotein SgAbd-2-like. Gene Ontology annotation, cellular component: chitin-based extracellular matrix. Lineage: Eukaryota; Metazoa; Arthropoda; Insecta; Thysanoptera; Thripidae. The transcript has 2 exons. The record is from RefSeq and is a predicted model, not a curated record. Gene Ontology annotation, molecular function: structural constituent of chitin-based larval cuticle. The annotation marks the transcript as partial.
CCGCCCGCCAACAACUACGGCACCCCCAACAAGGAGAGCGGCGAGCUGCUGUCCGAGGAGGUCGUCAUCCCGCCCAACACCCGCGUGGAGCUCCGCGACGACCGCAACCAGUACUCCCACGGCUUCUCCGACGACAAGGGCACCCAGGUGUCCGAGCAGGGCCGCCUCAUCACCACCAACGGCGGCUGGGAGUACGUCCUGGCCAAGAGCGGCUCCUACUCGUACAUCAGCCCCGAGGGCAUCCCCAUCACCGUGGAGUACAUCGCCGACGAGAACGGCUUCCGCGCCAAGGGCAGCCACAUCCCCGGCCAGUGAGCGCCUCCCCUCCCCACCACUAAUUUAUUUCCAGGCCGAACCAUCAUGGCCGACGCGACCGCGGCCCCUCCGACGUCCAGACCCCUGUACAUAGUGAUAAGGCUAACUUAAUGUUGUGUAUAUAUAAAA